This is a messenger RNA of Prorocentrum cordatum, 583 nucleotides long. The record is from the annotation of a GenBank genome assembly. Lineage: Eukaryota; Dinophyceae; Prorocentrales; Prorocentraceae.
GACGGGACUCUGUCACGAUGCCUGUGACCUGGGCUUGGAAGACCCACACCUGCUGCUGGGCGUGACAAUGGACGCUGCGCUGGAGAUGUACUCCGUCGUCAUGAGUGGCUACAACCGGGCGCAAUGGUUCGAGUCAAAGGGCAGAGAGGAUUUCAUUACUAAGCAUUACGGUGAAGCUCAUAUAGGCUAUGACGUCGCAGAGGCUUGCAGGAAAUGGCUGGGCGAGCACGAUUACGAGCAUCUCAGUGUUGCCGAAGCGUGGAUGUCCAAGAAGCGCGGUGGGGUCGCCAAAGCGUCUGUAUUUCUGUCGCACACCCAGGUGCAGGGGUUUCUCGAGUUCGUUGCCUUCAAGGAUCGCGUUCCAGUCCUGUUAUCACGCCAGUGCGCGCCCGAUUCUGCACAGCAUUUUUGGAUCGACUAUUUCGUGAUCAGGCAGUGCACGAAGGACUUCAAGCCGCCACUCAUCUACUGUCAUCCAGCACAUCAACUGCACGGUGGCGGUGGAAGAUGGGUGUAUGGCAAAGGGCCCGACUUACCUCGACAGGUCUUUUUGCGUCUUCGAGAUUGCAUGCACCCCAGCUGA